UGAGGAGCGUCCCAGUGCAGGGAAGUGCAGCGCUGGGAUGAGCCUCAAAGUUCUAGCCCUCGCCGUGCAGGGGAUUUAAAGCGGCCACACACUGAAAGCGCCUCAGCCUCUCCCCCCCGCCCCAAGCCGGGGGCUUUGCCAAGCCGCUGCUGCUCGCAGGCUCCAGCAGCCCCUUGUCUGCACCCCUCCCCACCAGCCCCCCAAGUUAAGUCUGAUCUCUCUGCCAGGUUCACCCCCAAAUGCCAGCCAUGAUAGAGAAGGGCCCAGAGGUCUCAGGGAAGAGAAGAGGCAGGAAUAAUAAUGCCACUGCUGCCGCCAGUGCUAAUAAUAAUGGGAAUAAUAAAAGUUUGGGAGCAGCGGCAGCACCCAAUGGAAAUAGCAGCAGCAACUCCUGGGAGGAAGGCAGCUCCGGCUCCUCUAGUGAUGAAGAACAUGCAGGAGGAGGCAUGAGAGUUGGAGCCCAGUACCAAGCCGUGGUUCCUGAUUUUGAUCCGGCCAAACUUGCAAGGCGCUGUCAGGAGAGAGAGAACCUUGGCAUGCUGGUCUGGUCACCUAAUCAGAAUCUGUCCGAGGCAAAAUUGGAUGAAUACAUUGCCAUUGCUAAAGAGAAACAUGGAUACAACAUGGAACAGGCCCUUGGAAUGCUCUUUUGGCACAAGCAUAAUAUUGAGAAAUCCUUGGCUGAUUUGCCCAACUUUACUCCAUUCCCAGACGAGUGGACAGUGGAAGACAAGGUCUUGUUUGAACAGGCCUUUAGUUUCCAUGGGAAAACAUUUCAUAGAAUUCAGCAGAUGCUUCCUGACAAAUCGAUAGCCAGUUUGGUGAAAUUUUACUACUCCUGGAAAAAGACAAGGACUAAAACCAGCGUGAUGGACCGCCAUGCUCGUAAACAAAAAAGGGAACGGGAAGAAAGUGAGGAUGAAAUGGAGGAAACAAAUGGAACUAACCCUGUUGAUAUUGAAGUUGAACAAAACAAGGAGAGCAAAAAAGAGGUGCCACCACCUGAGACACUGCCUCCGGUAAAGAAGGAGAAGCACAGUACACAGGCUAAAAACAGAGCAAAGAGGAAACCUCCCAAAGGAAUGUUCCUUUCUCAAGAGGACGUGGAGGCCGUUUCUGCCAACGCCACUGCUGCUACCACUGUGCUCAGACAACUGGAUAUGGAAUUGGUCUCAAUCAAGCGACAGAUUCAAAAUAUCAAGCAGACGAAUAGCGCUCUCAAAGAAAAACUUGAAGGUGGAAUAGAACAGUACAGACUUCCAGAGGUCGUUCAGAAAUUUAAUGCACGUUGGACUACAGAUGAGCAGCUUCUUGCUGUGCAAGCAAUCAGGAAGUAUGGCCGAGAUUUCCAGGCAAUCUCUGAUGUGAUUGGAAAUAAAUCUGUGGUGCAAGUGAAACAUUUUUUUGUAAGUUACCGGCGUCGUUUCAACAUAGAUGAAGUUCUACAGGAGUGGGAAGCAGAACAUGGCAAAGAGGAGACGAAUGGACCUAAUAACCAGAAGCCUGUAAAAUCGCCUGAUAAUUCCACUAAAAUGUCAGAAGAGGAAAAUGAGGCUACUUCUGUUCUUGAUGUCAGAUAUGCAUCUGCUUCAUGAGAAGCUCGUGUAGCCUAGAACAAUUUGUGUUUGACUACUGUGUUAUCCAGGAUAUCAGGUAUUAGCAAACCUCAGACAGCCAUCUGCAUCAUAUCUAUGUGGACAAGCAGCUAUUACCAAAAAAAGGCAAACGCUUCCAGUCCUGUGCUACAUCUGCCUUAAUUUUUCCUCGUUCCUCCAUACUGCCUCACUUUCUUUCAAAAGCUCCCAGAUAGCGCUCCAAUUCAUCAGUGUCCUGCUUAAGCACGGGGACUUCUAGAACCAGUUACACCUGUGGGUAAAAUCUGGCAAGUCUGCACAGCAAGGAACUCCAGUGUUAGCAGCCCCACACUAAUGCUACACAGUAGGAGCUCUUAUAAUACUUGGUCCUCUCCAUAGGGUAUAAGUACGUAUUGCUGCAUGGCCUUGUGAUCUCUGCUUCCUGUAUAAAGUAAUUAUUAUUCUUACAAUGACACUAUUAUUAGUGAGCUUUCUAUAAAGGAGAGGCUUAUGCACAUGCCAAUGGCAUCAUACUCUGCAAUUACAGGGCAUUUUAGCAAGCGUUCUUAAAUAAUGCAAAGUGAUGUGAAAGGUUAUUCCUAAGGUUGGGGUCUGUCUACAGUUGUAAACAUAACUCAUUACGCUUCUGGUUGGUGCAAUUCCUUUUUUACUCUGUAUUUGUACAUGUUCUUGCUUCAUAGAAAGCUCACUAACUGGUUGAGUGUUUUAUUCCUGGAUAUUUUAAUAGCUUUUAUUUAGUGUAAAAGGGAAUAUGUAACCUGAAAUCUGUCAGAUACAAUAUAUUACCCAUGGCAUUCGGCAUUCACGUUGUAACUUUUUAAGUGAGUGCCACGCAACUUCCUUUUUCCUGACUCUCCCUGGGAUUAAGUCAAAACAACUUUAGCUGGUUCUUCUCCCUUUGGAAUGUCCUUUUUUUGUAAAUUAGGCUACCAUACAGUCACUUUAUUCCAGUGUCGUCGUCGUCGUCCUCUUCAGAGCACUGAGGUUGCCAAAGCCACCAAAUUCUUCAUCUCAGUGGAAGGGUGGGGAAGGUUGACGUGAAAGUGCAACCCUAAAAUGUAGAUUUCAGACUUGGAGGAGACCGUGCGUGGAGGAGGACAAGGACCAUCUCAUUGACCUCAUUCAGUUCUGUAUUGUUCCCCCUUUUGUCACCCUGAUCCCCUUUCUCAAUACUGUACAGGACCUGGAAGUGAUCUGAUUAAUCUAGUGCAGUGUUUCUGAACAACCUGUCCAUAGACUGGCACCAGUCCGUGACAGCCUCCUUGCUGGUCCUGAGAUUUCUCUGACACAUUUUAGGAAGGUAGCAAGCAGGUCUCUGGUAUCAAAAAGGUUGAGAAACAACUGAUGUAGUGAGCCAAGAAUAAUGCCCUGGGAAGAUAAAACUGGUUUCCCUAUGUCAUUGCAAGUUUGACCCACUUUGGUUUUGAAAGCGAUUUCAGUCCCUCUAAAGCAGGAGUUCUCAAGCUAUGGUUUGUGUACCACUUCUGGUAUAUUUGCUUGAUGUUCCAUCCAUUCACUUAAGGGUUUUUUUAUUUUAGUUUUUUUUUUUUUUUUUUUUUUUAAAGAUGAUGAUACAGGAAGCAGUGAAGUUUGGGAGCUGCUGCUCUACAGUGCGCAUCACUUUCAUUUUCAGAACCAAAAUAUGCAAUUAAAAGGGGAAGAGGCACAACCCAAAAUUUGCCUUAGCCCCCCUGUAGCCACCCCUCCCAGUGCAAAGGUGAAACCUUACACAGAUACUUCUGUUGCUGGCAGUGCUACUUUCAGAGCUUGGCUCCCAGCCAGCAGCUGCUGCUCUCCAGCCACCCAUCUCUGAAGGCAGCACCAAUUCCAGCAACAGCACAGAAGUAAGCCUGGGCAAGGGUCUGGGGUGCCUGAGAGCAGCCUUGGGCUGUGUUCCUGCCCGCUGGGGUGAGCUACCCAGGGCAGGUGGUGGAUCCAGGGCUCCCCGUGGUCUAGGCUGACUUGUUCCAGCCCUGGCUCCUGGGGCCCCGUGCACUCGCUGUUCCCCACGGGCUCUGUCGGCCCUGGAGCUGAAUCCCCCUGUCCGGGCAGCUCUUACAGGCUAUGAGCAGUAAAGGGCAGUGGGGAGCUGAGGAGCAGCAAGAGGAGAUGGGAGAGUGCUGUGGCCAAUCAUACCAUGAUACUAGCCAGUGCAACAGCUGCCCCGCAUUGCCCAGCUCAGGCUUCCAGCCUGGCCAUGGGGCUGGGCUUUGGAGGGAAGAAGAGCUGCCAGCAUUUAACUGAGGAGCAGGAGGGAGUGAGGCCAUAGAGAAGGGUGGGAUCUUGUGGUGAGGGGGGCAUAGCCUCCCGAUUUUCUGUCUACCUCACCUCAGAGCAACAAGCAAAACUAACACAUUAUUAUACCAACAAACGUUUGUGGUGUAGACCUUGCCCAAGUGUCUCCUGUAGAGUUGGUCUUUCACGAUCACCUCCCACUUCCCACCAAAUCUGGCAAACUUAUGAUCAGAAAAGUUGUAUUUUGGCUUUCUCCCCAAAGGAAAAUAGCAUGUAUAAUUCAUUUGAUAUCAGGAAGAAAAAAGUUGUCAUUCUGUUUUGGAGGACUACUAUCUUAUUGUAGUCUUAUACAUACAAUAUAGUCCUGUAUUUUUAACUUCGUUAGGUUUCAUUAUUCUCUUACCUAUUAUUAUGUUUUUAAAUACAAGAAAUCAUUUUAGCUUUGAAAGUUUAAAUGGUUUGGUCUUGUUUAUAUGAAGACCUUCUUCCCUCCCCCCCUUUUUUCUUUUAAUGGAUCAAGCAUUAGAUACAUCAACUGGUUGCAUUCUGAUUAGAAGGGUCCACAAAGAUUACUGCAUAAGAUGUAAUAUUCACUUAAAUUUUGUUUUCUUAAACUAUCAAUGUGAAUGUUAUAAUUAUAUAUAUUUUGUGGAAUAUGGGAAUUUAUUUCUCCUAAGUAUAAGUUAUUGUGCAAAAAUAUGGUAUUGUUAAAGCAAAUGAUAGUUUAACUUUUAGUUUUAGAAAUCUUAAAGAUAUAAAAAUGUAUUACAUAUACAUAAACAAAUUACAUUUGUUCUAUUUAAUUUUAUGUAGCUGUGUAAAGUGCUAGAUAACUUUUUUCUUCUUCGAGUGGUUGUUCAUGUCCAUUCAAAGUAGGUGUGCGCGCGCCGCGUGCAUGCCAGCAGGAAGAUUUUCCCCUUGCAGCGUCCGUAGAGUCAGCCCUGGCGCCCCCUGGAGUGGUGCCACUAUGGCGCCCUAUAAAGGGGCCCGCUGACCCUCCACCCCCUCAGU
This is a messenger RNA of Gopherus evgoodei (Goodes thornscrub tortoise), 4841 nucleotides long. RefSeq names its product REST corepressor 1 (gene RCOR1). The transcript has 12 exons. Lineage: Eukaryota; Metazoa; Chordata; Testudines; Testudinidae. Gene Ontology annotation, biological process: negative regulation of DNA-templated transcription; regulation of transcription by RNA polymerase II. Bases 240 to 1595 code for a protein of 451 amino acids. The record is from RefSeq and is a predicted model, not a curated record. Gene Ontology annotation, molecular function: transcription corepressor activity. Gene Ontology annotation, cellular component: transcription regulator complex; histone deacetylase complex.